AUGUCUACUAUCACAACAACCGCGUCAUCUGACUCUAAAUUAGAAACUGUUGGCACUAUAACCAAUAACAGAGGUUAUCAUCUGUCUACACAAGGUAUUCACAAUUUAGCAACUGGGAACGUUGAAUAUGAAAAUAAAAAACCCAUUUAUAAAACAAAAGAAGAGGAACGUAGGGCUACUUUAGAGCAUAUGGCUGGUGUUUUUAGAGUAUUUGGUAGACGUGGUUUUAAUGAAGGUGCCGCUGGUCACAUUUCUGUUCGUGACCCAAUUGAUAGAUCAACUUUUUGGAUCAAUCCAUUAGGUCGUCAUUUUAGUUUAAUAUGUGUUAGCGAUCUAGUUCAUGUUGACGAACAUGGUAAUAUUUUGCCAGACGGUAAUACCAAUUGUGUUAUAAAUACUGCUGGUUUAAAAAUUCAUUCCCAGUUACACAAAGCAAGACCAGACGUUAACGCCGCAUGCCACACUCAUUCUAUUUAUGGUAAAGCAUGGUCAACGUUUGGCAGAGAGUUAGAUAUGUUGAAUCAAGACGUUUGCAUGUUUUAUAAAAAACAUUCUGUUUAUAAAGACUUUGGAGGUGUUGUUUUGGAAGAAGAAGAGGGUAGAAAAUUAGCUAAAGCAUUAGGGCCUGAAAACAAAGCUGUUAUUUUACAAAACCAUGGUUUAUUAACUGUGGGCGAAACUAUUGACGAAGCCGGCUAUUUAUUUACGUUAAUGGAGAGAUGUUGCGAAGUUCAAUUGUUAGUGGAAAGCACUGGCCUACCUAAAAAAAUUAUUGGCGAUGAGGAGGCCUAUUAUACUUAUUUCAAUACUUCUGACCCAGAAACUCUAUACACUGAAUUCCAACCAGAGUACCAAUUGGAAUUAAAAUUAACUAAUGGUGACUUUUUGAAAUAA
Molecule: messenger RNA, 894 nt
Organism: Saccharomycodes ludwigii
Lineage: Eukaryota; Fungi; Ascomycota; Saccharomycetes; Saccharomycodales; Saccharomycodaceae
Exons: 1
Coding region: 1-894 (297 amino acids)
Cellular component (GO): cytoskeleton
Molecular function (GO): actin filament binding
Source: RefSeq, a predicted model, not a curated record